AUGUCGAUUCCCGGCUUAGGACAAGCUGUACCUGCAGCUGCAUUGUCUGCGCCAGCAACCAAGCUAAACCCGGUCUUUCACAACCUCGACCAGAACUCAGAAUGGCGCUUUGAAGUCGCAAUCGAGCAGAAAAUUAGCGUCAGGAUCAUUUCAGGCACCGCCGAGAUCUUUGGAACAGAGCUCGCCUUGAACCACAUCUACACAUUCCGGGGCAUCAAAGCUGCCAUUUUCACAUGGCACGGCUGCCAAAUCGAAGUCACUGGUUCCUGCGAGGAAUACACCGCGGAAGAGACGCCAUUGAUACAAUACGCGAACACACAUUUCGCACUUGAGAAGCUACGGGAUGAGGCUGAGCGCGAUGGACGGGAUGGGCCUAGGGUGCUGAUCGUAGGGCCGACGGAUGCUGGGAAGACGAGUUUGGUGAAGUUGCUGACGGCAUAUGCGAUAAGAAUGGGCAGACAACCGAUGGUCAUAAACACGGAUUCGAAGGAGGGGUUGCUGUCUAUAGCUGGGACGCUGACAGCGACGCCGUUUGCUUCGAUUAUUGACGUGGAGCAGGGCUGGGGGAGCAGUCCGACGAGUACAUCAAACCCUGUACCGGUGAAGCUGCCGUUGUGCUAUUACUAUGGGAUGCCAAAUCCGGAGGAUAAUUCGAAGCUGUAUAAGACAAUGGUUUCGAGGCUGGCAUUGGCGGCGAUGAGCAGGUUUUCUGAGGACCCGGUUAUCAAGUCGACGGGAAUGAUUCUUGAUACCCCUGGGGUAAUAAGCCAAGGGAAGGGAGGCUAUGACUUGAUAUCGCAUAUUGUUUCCGAGUUUUCAGUGAACGUGAUUCUGGUCAUUGGUUCAGAGAGACUACAUAGCGAAAUGCAACGCCGCUUCUCUACCUACAAGACAUCUAGCAACGAGUCAAUUACUCUCGUCAAGCUUGACAAGUCCGGUGGCUGUGUUGAUAGAGACGAGUCUUUCAUGCAGCAAGUUCGAGAAGCAGCAUUGAAGGAGUACUUCUUCGGCGACCUGAAGACGACAUUGAGCCCUCACACCCAACAACUCAAUUUCGCCGAUCUUUUCAUCUACAAGAUUCUAGGAGCGGAUGCCCAGUCUUUCAUGCCUGGUGGCGAGGAGGAAGGAGAGAAGCAAAUCUACGAGAAAGUCGACCCAAAUGCCUCGAUGCUCUACUGUACGCUGGCUAUUCUCUAUGCAUCAACGACCGACUCUCAGGAUACGAUUCGGGAUGCAAGUGUGAUGGGGUUCAUUUUCGUUACGGAAGUGGAUGAGAAGAGAAGCAGAAUCAAGGUGCUAGCUCCGAUGAAUACCAAGAUUACGGACAGACCAUUUAUUUGGGGAUCCUGGCCAGAGGCUUCACUUAGUCUGAUAGGUUAA
This is a messenger RNA of Drepanopeziza brunnea f. sp. 'multigermtubi' MB_m1, 1380 nucleotides long. RefSeq lists its product as uncharacterized. Gene Ontology annotation, molecular function: polynucleotide 5'-hydroxyl-kinase activity. Gene Ontology annotation, cellular component: nucleus; mRNA cleavage factor complex. Gene Ontology annotation, biological process: tRNA splicing, via endonucleolytic cleavage and ligation. NCBI's taxonomy places the organism in Eukaryota, Fungi, Ascomycota, Leotiomycetes, Helotiales, Drepanopezizaceae. The record is from RefSeq and is a predicted model, not a curated record.